Molecule: messenger RNA, 801 nt
Organism: Aspergillus bombycis
Lineage: Eukaryota; Fungi; Ascomycota; Eurotiomycetes; Eurotiales; Aspergillaceae
Product: C6 transcription factor
Exons: 1
Coding region: 1-801 (266 amino acids)
Biological process (GO): regulation of transcription by RNA polymerase II
Molecular function (GO): DNA-binding transcription activator activity, RNA polymerase II-specific
Source: RefSeq, a predicted model, not a curated record
AUGCCUCGCAAGGCACUGGAAUAUGACUUCCUCUUAGACGGCAUCCUGUCAAUUGCAUCAUUGCACACGGCUGCCACUAAAGGACCCCUAGAAGCACGCUCCUACAUCGACACGGCACUGGAAUACCAAAACCGAGCAUUGACGCCCUUCCGACAUGCUCUUAACAACAUCUCGCCGGCGAACUGUGACGCCAUCUAUGCCUACUCGCUUAUCACCAUCGCGAGUCGUAUAGCAAUGCCCCAUCUAGCCAUUGGAGAUAAUGAAGGCCCGAACAUGAUUGAAAAUAUUCUGCACGUCUUCGAGUUACUCCAAGGUACCACUGAGAUCUCAAAGAUGACUCGUGCAUGGUCGGCGCAGAGCUCUUUCCCCACAGCUGGGGAUUACUGGGCCCCAGCAGCCAAGCGUCUGGAUAGCGAAACCGAAGAGGCCUUCACCCGUUUAACCGCGAUAAACAACCAAAAGAAUAGCACUCUGCCCGAGGCGCAUCGUAUUACGGACGAGGCGAUAGACCUGCUACGACGCUGCUUUUGCCGGUACAGCACGACGAAAGAUCCCGGCUCGGUCGUUACUUGGUUAGCGGUGGUGAACAGGCGAUUUGUUGAUACGCUCAGGGGUCUUGAGCCUCUUUCGUUGCUUAUUUUGGGGCACUGGGGGGUUUUGCUCGGUCAGCUUGAUGGGAAGAUAUGGUGGGCUUCGAACUCGGGCAGAGCGUUGGUCACCGAUAUCUUGGGUGUUGGUGGGAGGGGUGAUGUUGAGUAUGGGGACGCUUGGAUGUGGCCGAAGAGGCAGUUGUGUUUAUGA